Parnassius apollo (apollo) is the source of this 879-nucleotide messenger RNA. NCBI's taxonomy places the organism in Eukaryota, Metazoa, Arthropoda, Insecta, Lepidoptera, Papilionidae. The record is from the annotation of a GenBank genome assembly.
AUGGAUAAGUGUGAUAACACCUCCGUGCAAGGAAACAAAGUUUCUUAUGAUCCAGGCUGGAACGACCCGCCUAAGUUUUCAUACAAUGCACAACAGACUACACCGAAUCGUCCACGCAACUUUCUUAACAAACGAGUUGCUUUUCCUCUGUCAGGCACUGGAUCGACUACAGCAUCCGUUCCAUCGGUAAAUUUACCUCCUAUGCCUGUGGCCUUGCCUACAAUAUCUACACAUAGUAAACAAAAUAAUUGCAAAAAUGUACCUGACGAUAUUAUUAUAAUUGAUAGUGAAAGUACUCUUACAGAAGUGAAAGAUAUAUUUGUGAAAUUAAUUGAUAGCGGGGAAUUAGGCUCUAAGGCAAAUGAUAUCAGAAAAAGAAUUGAUGUAAUGGAAGAUAUGUGGUUGAAAGGAAAAUUAAAUUCAAAAAUACAAACAGAGAUGAAAGAACUAGCAUAUGCUCUCCGUGAUGACCAGCCGAGCAAAGCAGAUGAAAUCCAUAAAUCACUAAUGGUGGAUCAUGUUAGUGCAGUGAUACUGAGGAGAGAGUUGAAAGAUGCACAGAUUGAAUCGGAAUUAAGUAGAAUGAUGUCCUCCGAUGACGAGGAAGAUGAGGACGAUGAAGAAUUUACCUUCGUGAGUGAAAGGCCCAACUUAUUUAAUAAUUUAGAUGCAAAGAUGAAUAAGAUUCAAUCUUAUAGCUACAAAGAACUCUUAGACAAUCUUGAUGACUGUAAUCAGCCAGCGCAAUCACUUUCCUCAGCGCAACCAUCCUCCCCAGUGCAAGCACCCUCCCCAGUGCAGGAAUUUACCAUACGUUCUUCACCAGAGAGGAAUGUUUCUGAGAAGGAUGCAGUUGAUGAGCCCAUGUCAUCUUUUUGA